Ceratotherium simum simum (southern white rhinoceros) is the source of this 5355-nucleotide messenger RNA. It is a transcript of the gene PPRC1, whose product is annotated as PPARG related coactivator 1. NCBI's taxonomy places the organism in Eukaryota, Metazoa, Chordata, Mammalia, Perissodactyla, Rhinocerotidae. Gene Ontology annotation, molecular function: transcription factor binding; RNA binding. Gene Ontology annotation, cellular component: nucleus. The record is from RefSeq and is a predicted model, not a curated record. Gene Ontology annotation, biological process: positive regulation of transcription by RNA polymerase II.
CCCUUCACACAAGCGGCUGGGCGAGGCGGCGCCGGCGGUCAGAGCUGCGCUGGGUGUUCAGGGGCCAAGAUGGCGGCGCGCCGGGGACGGAGGGACGGAGUCGGUCCGCCUCCGAGUGGGGGCCCCGGCCCCGACCCUGGCGGUGGAGUCCGCGGCAGCGGUUGGGGGAGUCGGAGCCAAGCGCCAUAUGGGACUGUGGGCGCUGUGAGCGGAGGGGAACAGGUGCUGCUGCAUGAGGAGGGGGAUGAUUCUGGCUUUGUCAGUCUGUCUCGGCUGGGCCCCUGUCUGAGGGACAAGGACCUGGAGAUGGAGGAGCUCAUGCUGCAGGAUGAGACACUGCUGGGGACCAUGCAGAGCUACAUGGAUGCCUCCCUCAUCUCCCUCAUUGAGGAUUUUGGGAGCCUUGGAGAGAGCAGGUUAUCCCUGGAGGACCAGAAUGAAGUGUCGCUGCUCACAGCUCUGACGGAGAUCUUGGAUAAUGCAGACUCCGAGAACCUGUCUCCGUUUGACAGCAUUCCUGACUCGGAGCUGCUUGUGUCACCUCGGGAGGGCUCCUCCCUACACAAGCUGCUCACCCUCUCUCGGACACCCCCAGAACGUGACCUUAUCACCCCAGUUGACCCAUUGGGGCCCAGCACGGGCAGUAGUAGAGUGAGUGCGGUUGAGAUGUCUCUCCCAGAUCCCCCUUGGGACUUCUCCCCACCCUCCUUCUUGGAGACCUCCUCCCCCAAGCUUCCUAGCUGGAGACCCCCAAGGUCGAGACCCCGCUGGGGCCAAUCCCCUCCUCCCCAGCAGCGUAGUGAUGGGGAAGAAGAGGAAGAGGUGGCCACCUUCAGUGGCCAGGUGCUUGCUGGGGAGCUUGACAACUCUGUAAGCAGCAUCCCAGACUUUCCCAUGCACCUGGCCUGCCCUGAGGAGGAAGAUAAAACAGCAGCAGCAGAGAUGGCAGUGCAGGCAGCUGGUGACGAGAGCAUCUCCUCCCUGAGUGAGCUGGUGCGGGCCAUGCACCCAUACUGCUUGCCAAACCUCACCCACCUGACAUCACUUGAGGAUGAGCUUCAGGAGCAGCCAGAUGAUUUGACACUGCCUGAGGAUUGUGUGGUGCUGGAGAUUGUGGGUCAGGCGGCCGCAGCUGGCAAUGACCUAGAGAUCCCAGUUGUGGUACGGCAGAUCCCUACUGGACCCCAGCCUGUGCUCUUGGGUGACUCACUAGAGGCUGGUCCAGCCUUGCAGCUGCUCUUGCCUACACUAGAGUCAGAGACGGAGGCUGCUGUGCCCAAGGAAGCCCUCUGCCCUGAGAAAGAGGGGUUGUCACUGGACUCAGAAGAGAAGCUGGAGUCAGCGUGCUUGUCGGAGCCCAGGGAGGUCGUGGAGCCAGUGGUGCCCAAGGGGCCUCAGAACCCAUCAGCCAAUGCAAUGCAGAGUUCCCAGAGAGCUCGAAAGGGCAGGAGGAAGAAGAGCAAGGAGCAUCCAGGAGCCUAUGCAGAAGGCUAUGCCAGGAGGCUGAGGUCAUCUUCUCGUGGGCAGUCUACCGUGGCUACAGAUGUGACCUCUCAGGCAGGCAACUUGCCUCAGGAGGAACUUCAAAGAGAGGUUGCGCCUCCCUGUGGUAGAGGGAAGCCCCGGGCUUGGGCUCGGGCAUGGGCAGCUGCCUUGGAGAAGCCUACCUCUGGGAACUUGGAGAGUAGUGCUGGACAAGCUAGUCCUGCUAAAGAAGGUCCUCUAGACCUCUACCCCAAUGUGGUUGACACCAUCCAAACCGACCCUGUUCCAACCCAUCUCUCAUUGGUUGACUCUGCUCAAGCUGACCGCAUGCCACUUGACUCUGUUGAAGCUGAUCCCACUGCAGUUGACCCUGUUCUAGCUGACCCUGCACUGGUUGACCUUGCUUCAGUUAACUCAGAGCUGGUUGACCCUCUCCCAGAUGACCCAGUGCUCACUGCCCCAGUCCUGGCUGACUCAGCAGCAGUUGACCCUGCAGUGGUUGUUCCCAUCUCUGAGGAUCUGCCACCAGUUGACCCUGUCCCGGCCAAUCCAGCACCAGUUGACUCUGUUCCUGAUGACCUGGCUCCAGUUGACCCUGUGCUAGUUAAGUCUAGGCCAACUGAUCCCAGACGUGGUGCAGUAUUAUCAGCCCAGGGGAGUCCAACCCCCCAGCUCCUCCUGGAGUCUGAGUCCUUGGACCCCCCAAAGGCCAUCAUCCCUGAAGUCAAGGAGGUUGUGGGUCCUCUGAAGGUGGAAAAUGGUAUCAAUGCCACAACCCACGAAGCCAGACCUCGGCCUCUUAGCCUGUCUGAGUACCGGCGACGAAGGCAACAGCGCCAAGCAGAGGCAGAAGAGAGGAGUCUCCAGCCCCCAGCUGGGAAGUGGCCCAGUCUCCCAGAAACCCCCACAGGACUGGCAGACAUCCCUUGUCUUGUCAUUCCACCAGCCCCAGCCAAGAAGACAGCUCUACAGAGAAGCCCUGAGGCUCCUUCUGAGGCUUGCUUUGUGCUUUUGGGUCCCAGCUCUGCUUCUCCUAGUCUUGAGCCACCUGCAAACAAACCUAUGGCCUCAACUCCCACUGAGCAGGUGCCAUCCCAAGAGAUGCCACUGCCAGCGAGACCUCCACCUCCUGUUGUGCAAUCUGUGUCCCCCACAAUGCCCACGGCUCUACCUUUUACCCCGGGUGGGCUGGGCAUGACCCCCAUGCUGCCCCUUCCUGCAAGUGGGCAAGGGGUCCCCAGUCUGCCCCCACCACCCUUGCAGCCUCCUAGUCUUCCGAUGUCUCUGGGGCCAGUGCCACCUGAUCCCUAUACUCACUAUGCCCCUGUGCCACCCUGGCCUUGUUAUCCCCCUGUGUCCCCUUCUGGCUAUCCUUGCCUGCCCCCCCCACCAACAGUGCCGAUAGUGUCUGGUACUCCUGGCGUCUUUCCUGUGCCCCCCACUUGCAAUGUGCCUUGGGUGCCCCCUCCUGCCCCAGUCCCACGUUACAGCUCCAGCUGUACCUAUGGGCCCUUGGGAUGGGGCCCAGGGCUGCAACACCCUUCAUUCUGGCCUACUGUACCCCCGCCUCCUUUGCCGCUAACUCCUGUUGGGAGGGGUGUUCCCUCACCCAAGGUGGAGCCCAGUGGCAUCCCAGCUGGCCCCCCUGAAAGUGUACUUCCUUUACCGAUGAUGACUCCUCUCAGUCUUGGGUCUGCUGGCCAGGGUGCUCCACAGAUAGAGCCCACCAAGGUGGAGGUCAAGCCAGUGCCUGUAUCUCCCCAUCUGAAACAUAAGGUGUCCUCCCCGGUGCAAAGCCCCCGGAUUAAGGCUCUACCAUGUCUGUCUGCUGAGACUGUGGCUGUUGAGGAGCCUGCAUCAGAGAGACUAAAGCCUGAGACCCAGGACACCAGGCCCAGGCAGAAGCCCCCCUCUCCUGUUGCCAAGGCUGUUCUUACACCAAGGCAGGGCACUGUUGCCAAGCUGCCUGCUGUCCACCCAGCCCGUCUAAGGAAACUGUCCUUCCUGCCUACCCCACAUACCCAGGGUCCUGAGGACGUGGUGCAGGCUUUCAUCAGUGAGAUUGGAAUUGAGGCAUCCGACCUAUCCAGUCUGCUGGAGCAGUUUGAGAAAUCAGAAGCCAAAAAGGAGUGCCCUCCCCCGCCUCCUGCUGACAGCUUGGCUGUAGGAAACUCAGGCAGCGUUGACACUCCCCAGGAGAAGAGGCCCCUAGACCGGUUACAAGCCCCAGAACUGGCCAACGUGGCAGGGCUCACCCCUCCAGCUACCCCUCCCCACCAGUUAUGGAAGCCCCUGGCUGCUGUCUCACUGCUGGCCAAAGCCAAAUCUCCUAAGUCCACCGCCCAGGAGGGAACCCUGAAGCCUGAAGGAGUUACAGAGGCCAAACAUCCACCUGCAGCCCGUCUCCAAGAAGGGGUCCAUGGCCCUAGUCCAGUCCAUGUGGGCUCUGGGGACCAUGACUAUUGUGUUCGGAGCAGGACCCCCCCAAAAAAGACACCUACCCUAGUCAUUCCAGAGGUGGGCUCCCGAUGGAACGUCAAACGCCACCAGGAUAUCACCAUCAAACCUGUCUUGUCCCUGGGCCCAGCUGCCCCCCUGCCCCCAUGCACAGCUGCUUCCCAGGAACCACUUGAUCACAGGACUAGCAACGAGCAGGCAGAUCCCCCAGCUCCUUGCCUUGCCCCAUCUGCCUUGCUGUCCCCUGAGGCUUCGCCCUGCCGGAAUGAUAUGAACACUAGGAUUCCCCUUGAGCCCUCAGCCAAGCAGCGGUCAGUGCGCUGUUAUCGAAAAGCCUGCAGGUCAGCCAGCCCCUCAAGCCGGGGCUGGCAGGGCCGCCGUGGCCGCAGCAGCCGUUCUGUCAGCUCUGGGUCCAACCGGACCAGCGAAGCAUCUUCCUCCUCAUCCUCAUCGUCGUCUUCCUCAUCCCGAUCCCGGUCCAGGUCCCUCUCCCCCCCACACAAGAGGUGGCGAAGGUCCAGUUGCAGUUCCUCUGGACGAUCCCGAAGAUGCUCUUCCUCUUCCUCCUCCUCAUCUUCCUCGUCUUCCUCAUCCUCAUCAUCCAGUUCCCGAAGCCGGUCCCGCUCCCCAUCCCCGCGCCGGAGAAGUGACAGGAGGCGGCGGUACAGCUCUUAUCGUUCGCAUGACCAUUACCAAAGGCAGAGAGUGCUGCAGAAGGAGCGUGCAAUAGAAGAGAGAAGAGUGGUCUUCAUUGGGAAGAUACCUGGCCGCAUGACUCGGUCAGAGCUGAAACAGAGGUUCUCUGUUUUCGGAGAGAUUGAGGAGUGCACCAUCCACUUCCGUGUCCAAGGUGACAACUAUGGCUUCGUCACUUACCGCUAUGCUGAGGAGGCAUUUGCAGCCAUCGAGAGUGGCCACAAGCUGAGGCAGGCAGAUGAGCAGCCCUUUGAUCUCUGCUUUGGGGGCCGCAGGCAGUUCUGCAAGAGAAGCUACUCUGAUCUUGACUCCAACCGGGAAGACUUUGACCCUGCUCCUGUAAAGAGCAAAUUUGAUUCUCUUGACUUUGACACAUUGUUGAAACAGGCCCAGAAGAACCUCAGGAGGUAACCCUGGGCCCUUCUCCCCCUCCCCCUUUUCUUUGGAGGUGCCCAGCCUCCUCCAUCCCCCUCCCCCACUCUAGGGGAGAGAGCUGCUAGUGAGGAGAUGACUGUUUUAUAAAGAAAUGGAAAAAAGUGAAAUAAAAAAUGUGUUAAAUCAGGUUUUUUAAAGGGGUAUUUGUUUUUUAUAGCAAGCAUUGAAACAAGUUAACUUGCAUUCCUAUGUAAGAUGGAUGGGGUUGAGGGGUUCCCCCAAAGUUUGGAAGAUCUAAGUCACUAUUCAGACUAAUAAACGUGGACUAGAGAGAACUCCCAA